UUUUUGAUGUAUUUCAUACGUAGUAUAUAAAGGAAUUAUUUUGGGAUGAAAGUGUAAUUACCUUAGACACUUGAACUCGACGUUGAAUUAAAGAGUGUUUACAUCAUAAAGAUGGCAUAUUUUUUGAUUGGAUGCCUAGUCGCCAUGGUAAUUGGAACAGAAUGUGCAGUGACUACAUUUACAUUUUCUGGAAGUCAAUCCGCUAAUUUGCAUAACGAGAAGCGAAACCUUCAUAUAAACACUCCACCUUUGAGCGGAGAUUAUGGUCUUGCAAUUCAAGCUAGAGAUUGUGCCAAAAGAAUUCUCGAAGAAAACUUGGACGCAAGCACACAUCCUUGUAACCCUGAAGCUCUCAACGUUGGAGAAAACAUAUAUGUUGCAAGUGCAUACGGCGAACCUCUGCUAGAAAAUGCUAUUAAGCCGUGGUAUGCGGAGGUAAAAGAUAUUGAUUUUUCCAAUGAUGUAUGGGUUUUCACUGCUGAUAACACAAAAGUUGGUCAUGUCACACAGAUGUUGUGGGUUGCUUCCAGUGCGGUGGGUUGUGGUGGGGCUAAGAAACCAAUCAACGGUUAUGGAAAACACACAAUUGUUAUAAUCUGCAGAUAUUCCCCAAUGGGAAACCGCUAUCAAGGAGAUUUUUUACGGAAUAAUGUCAAACCUCCAAAAGCUACAGCAACUGUUACAAACUGUGCGAACCAGGCUUUUUGUGUCUCGUAUGCGGUUUCACAUUGUACAAUCGGCUCGUUUAAAGAUCUAGUUAAAUCCAUGUGUCCAAAAUUGUGUGGGUUAUGUUAAUGUUAAUAAACAAAUGCAAAGAAA
Hydractinia symbiolongicarpus is the source of this 819-nucleotide messenger RNA. RefSeq lists its product as uncharacterized. NCBI's taxonomy places the organism in Eukaryota, Metazoa, Cnidaria, Hydrozoa, Anthoathecata, Hydractiniidae. The transcript has 7 exons. The record is from RefSeq and is a predicted model, not a curated record. Bases 112 to 795 code for a protein of 227 amino acids.